AUGGCGUCGGCCGGCCACCAAGAGGAUGCGGGGCCGGACGGUGAGCGCUGUGCCUCUUCAGCUGUUGCCUCCGAGUCGGAUACUGACUACAGCUGGGGCUGGCUCGACUCUGACUCUGGUGACCCAGUUGUCGCAGCUCUAUCGAGCAGAGAAGCGCGGAACGAAACUGGCGUAACUACCUCUAUCGAUGCGCAGCGGGCGCAUCCGUCGGCAGAUGAACAGGUCAAACUGCUGCAAAUUGCAGGCAACGGUGUCCAGCCACAUACGAACCAAGGAGACUGCUCAGCUCCGGGGGGGGGGGAAGAACGGUUCGAUAACGCCGAGCCCAACUUGUGCCAGGAGCAGCAAGACGUGGUCGAUCUGAUUCCCAGGCUCGGCAGGAUGUGGUAA
Messenger RNA from Metarhizium robertsii ARSEF 23, 390 nucleotides. RefSeq lists its product as uncharacterized. The record is from RefSeq and is a predicted model, not a curated record. NCBI's taxonomy places the organism in Eukaryota, Fungi, Ascomycota, Sordariomycetes, Hypocreales, Clavicipitaceae. The coding region runs from base 1 to 390 and encodes 129 amino acids. The transcript has a single exon.